Hydractinia symbiolongicarpus is the source of this 2241-nucleotide messenger RNA. RefSeq names its product polycomb protein suz12-like. The transcript has 14 exons. Gene Ontology annotation, molecular function: chromatin DNA binding. Lineage: Eukaryota; Metazoa; Cnidaria; Hydrozoa; Anthoathecata; Hydractiniidae. The coding region runs from base 84 to 2027 and encodes 647 amino acids. Gene Ontology annotation, cellular component: ESC/E(Z) complex; nucleus. The record is from RefSeq and is a predicted model, not a curated record.
UCAAGUUCUUUAUUGUUAUUUCAGUGUCACUAAAUAAUACUCCACUGUUCGGAAGAGUACAUUGUGCAGCAUAAUUGUAUGAAAUGAGUGGCAACAAAGUUGAUUCACCCUGUUCUACUCCAAAAAAAUUAAAAUUCGAGCAACUUAGAGCUGACUAUGAGUUAUUCUUGCAAACAUUUGAAAAACCUACUUGGAUGUACAGACAUAUCCAGAGAAGACGUCAGUUAUCUCCAUUUAUGUUAAAUCGCAAUCUAUCGUAUCUUAAAGAACACGGGUCAAGGAAAAAAAUAAAACAGCAAAUAAAAAGAAAGGAGUUUAAAUUAGAUCACUUGAUUGACAAAGUUCCGUCAGUUGAAGAAACAAAAGAAAAAUUAGAGGAAUGUGAUUCAGAAAACAAUUAUCUUAAUUUAUCAUUUGGAGGGUUCUUCCAUGGGCCAGGAUUUGCUGAGUCUAUAUUCUUAACCAAUGAUCCAAAAAUACAAAGUAUCUACAAAGAUGAAUUUGUCACAGUUAGCAUACAUUUAAUUCAAGUGUACCAUAGGCGAAAAAAGGGCAAAGAUGCCCCAAUGGAAAUUAUAUUAUUAGGAACCUGUAAAGCACCGUGGAAUCCACGUUCUCAGCUACUCUUACCAUGUUCUUCCGUACAACUAAGUGUUCCACCAUCAGUUUUUGCAGAAGAUGGCCGACCAAUCAAAACUCAUAUUUUAUCUAUUACUGUUAGCAUUAGUGUUCCAAAGAAAAUGAGAAAAAAAAGAGGUCGUAAAAAGAAAGAUGCUUCUUCAGAUCAAGAUAAUACUCCUGAACCGCCUGCUAAACGUCACAAAUCUGAAACCGUUGUGGAAUCUUCAAUUUCUGAAGAAGGAGAGGUGCCAUCAAGUGAGGUGUUUAUGGACCAAACGUCUGCAUCAUUCUCCGCUGAACUUAUCGUUUAUGAUCGUCACAAGACCUGCUUGCUCACAGCAGGUGAUUACGAACUACUACUGCAGGACAACGAUGAUACAUGUGCUAAUAAGAAUAACAGCUGGGAAAGUACAUUUAAAAAUAAGCUUGGACCGUUUGCCGCUUUUUCGUUUGGUCCAACCAUAAAGUUCAGUUUACGUUGGGAGUCAAAAUCUUCUGUACCUAUUGCACCUGUUUUGAGUUCUUUAUCAACUCCAUAUACAGACAGUCCUCAACCUUUAACGACUGCAUUAGCUUCCAACAAUAACAAAUCACAAACGGAUCAAAAAGAAUUGCCGAAGGUUUUUUAUCAAUUUAUAUACAACAAUAACACUCGCCAGCAAACAGAAGCGAGGGAGGGUACCUCUUGCCCGUGGUGUGCUUUAAAUUGCAAAAGGUUAUAUGCGUUGUUAAAGCACUUGAAAUGUUGUCAUCCAAGAUUUUCAUUUUUAUAUACUCCAUUAAAGAAAAGUCAUCGCAUCGAUGUGUGUGUCAAUGAUAAUUUUGAAGGAACAUUAGAUUUCGACGGCAUCAAGGAUAUGGGUUUUAUUAAUGUUGAUGACGCGCCGUUGCAUCGAAAACCACAAACUGAAAUCCUCGUCGCCAGACCUUUCAAGGUUGUUGAAGAUUUGAAUGAAUUUGCAGAACCAGAUACAGAAGAAAUAGAAGGAGUUGUGGCUAUAAAAGGGCACGACAGAGUGUACUAUCAUGGCCGAAACAAUCAACACGUGGUUCAUCACUCUGAAUUUGAUUACAAUAGCGAAGACGAGAAGGCUCCUGAUUGGCUGCAAGAGAAAACACAAAAUAUGAUUGAAGAGUUCACAGAUGUCAAUGAAGGCGAAAAAUCCUUAAUGAAGUUAUGGAACCUGCACAUGUUAAAAAAGGGAUACAUUGCUGAUUUCACUGUGACGCAAGGUUGCAAAUCGUUUGUGGAAGAGUACGGACGUGAUGUUAUCGAGAAAAAUAUGGCGCGAAAUUUUCUUCUCCACCUGAAUAAUAUGAUCGAGUUUCAAGUUAUUUCGCAGUCAACCGUUAUACAAGCUAUGAAUGCCCUGGAAAAAAUACGGCAGUCGAUGCAAGAAGAGUAGGACCCGAAUAACCAUUCCCCCGACGAUCUAAAAAGCGCUUGUAAUGUGCAUUUUCUUGUAAAUCAAUCAAAUGAUAUGGGGAGAAAACCAGGGACGAUUUUCUUCGUAUUCUUUUAUGUACCGUCGACAAUAAACUGACAUCACAUAACGUUGGAAUUAUUUAUAUUUUGUGUGCAGUCUUGUUUUUUAUGAGAAAAAAUGUUAAACAAGAUAA